Messenger RNA from Penicillium atrosanguineum, 1296 nucleotides. Its product is annotated as YgfZ/GcvT domain-containing protein. The transcript has a single exon. Lineage: Eukaryota; Fungi; Ascomycota; Eurotiomycetes; Eurotiales; Aspergillaceae. The record is from RefSeq and is a predicted model, not a curated record. Gene Ontology annotation, cellular component: mitochondrial matrix. Gene Ontology annotation, molecular function: protein binding. The coding region runs from base 1 to 1296 and encodes 431 amino acids.
AUGAUGCGCCCACGCCUUUCAGUCUGCAGUCGCUGCCUCGCACGCGGGAAGCACUUUUCUACAACAGGAGCUCCGUCUGAACGGCACCAAAAUGCACCGGCACCGCCACAAACCGGGUACGCCCGCCUCACGAACCGCGGUCUCAUCUCCAUAACCGGCACGGAUAGCGCAACUUUCCUCCAAGGCCUCAUUACCCAGAACAUGCUAGUCGCAAACGACCCUAGCAAAAGCAUUCGGCGAACCGGCACAUACACGGCAUUCCUCAAUUCCCAGGGUCGCGUAUUGAACGACGCCUUUAUCUACCCGCUCCCGCCCCUCGAAGGAAACGACCUCGAGCGGGAAUGGUUGGUGGAGGUGGACAAGAAUGAGGUGCCGACCUUAUUGAAACAUCUCAAGAAGCACAAACUGCGCGCGAAGUUGAAGCUCCGCGCCCUCGAAGAUGGCGAGCGCACCAUCUGGUCCUCAUGGAAGAACCACACCGAGCCCCGUUGGGCCGCAUACAACCUAGAAACCGAUACAGCGUCACCGUUUUCCACGUCGUCGGAUAUUGUUGGGUGCGUUGAUUCCCGAGCCCCGGGCUUCGGAUCUCGAAUUAUUACACCCGGCGCGGAGGACCUGCGCAAUCAUCUACCCGAUGAAUCCCAAGUGGCCGGGUCGGAGGUGGAAUUGGAUUCAUACACGGUGCGCCGAUUCCUCCACGGUGUGGCAGAGGGUCAAACAGAGAUUAUCCGUGAAACUGCGCUGCCAAUGGAGUGCAACAUGGACAUGGCGCGGGGCAUCGAUUUCCGCAAGGGCUGCUAUGUCGGCCAAGAGCUGACAAUCCGCACGCACCAUACUGGCGUAAUCCGGAAGCGCAUCUUGCCUGUGCAGCUCUACACCGAGGCACCAUCUUCUGAGAGUCACCCCGUAUACGACCCUUCAACCAAGCUGCCUUUGCCGCUGAGCGGAUCAAAUAUCAACAAGGCUGGGGGUCGUCGCGGCCGUAGUGCCGGCAAGUUUCUCAACGGUAUUGGGAACAUUGGCCUGGCGCAGUGUCGCUUGGAAAUGAUGACGGACAUUGCGCUUACAGGCGAAGGUACUCAAUUCACGCCCGAAACCGAAUUCAAAGUCUCGUGGACGACGGAGGGCGAACAGCCAGCGGAAGUGAAGUUGCAGGCUUUCAUUCCGCCUUGGACGAGAGAUUUCAUCGCCACUGGCGGAGCUCGUAAACCCGCCCCGCAGGCCACGGAUGGCGUGCGGGCGCGCGGGUUUGUUGAGCAGUUGGAGGAAGAAGAAGAGGCGCAGCGACGAGAGUAG